UCUCACUACUACAUUUGUCUCUUGGCGAUAAGGAAAUGAUAAUCCAUUGAUAAGUAAUCACUAACAAUAUAUAAAUUUUAGUAUUUUUGAUAAUCAACUAAUAAUCUCUAAGUAUCUACUAGUAUUAUAAAUAAUCAAACAAUCAAUUUCAGUUACUUCAUUCACCUGAGCCUCCAUCAACAAUGUCUUCGUUGAUGACUCUAUUCGAAUUCAUUAGAUUGUCCUCAUUGUGUCCGCCGCCGGCACCGACUAUUACGCCACCGGAGCCUCCUGCUCGGGUGACUUCAUCAAACUCUCCACCGCCUCCGAAAAUGGAGAUCAACUUUCCUCCACCUCCGCCGAUUUCUGAAACUUCAGCGGGGGCGAACAAUCUUCCUCCGGCGUCUGCUCCCACCUAUAAAACUAUCGAUUCACAACAUUCUUCCACGAAUAGAAUUGCGGGUGGUUUUGGUGUAAUUGUUCUAUUCGUUGGGAUUGUGUAUUUGUUUAUUUGUUACAGAAAAAGGAAAAUGAGUGGACAUGUAGAUUACUGUUACAAAUCAUCAUCAAUAAAAGGCAAUUGUUGUGCUGUACUUCCUAAGUAUUUGAAAAAGAGAAUUCUUUCACCAUGGCCUCAUGUUGCUGCAAUGCUAGCAAAGCUCUUUCCUCCACCUCCUAUCAUGAGCACAAUUGGAGAUGCUUCUUCACAAAAUUCAGGGUCUGACAGUCAAUUUUCACCUCAAGCCCACGGGGCCAUUACUUUUGGUUUCUCAAGUAGUAGUUUCACAUAUGAAGAAUUAGUGGCAGCGACUGAUCGUUUCUCACAAGCCAACCUUCUUGGAGAAGGUGGAUUUGGGUAUGUCCACAAAGGAAUCCUUCCGAAUGGGAAAGAAAUUGCAGUUAAGCAGUUGAAAAUGGGAAGCCGGCAGGGGGAGCGUGAAUUUCGAGCAGAGGUUGAGACAAUUACCCGACUGCAUCACAAACAUCUUGUUUCAUUGCUCGGAUACUGCAUCUAUGGGGCUGAGAGGUUGCUUGUUUAUGAGUUUGUUCCAAACGACACCUUACAGUUCCAUUUACAUGGAAAAGGCCAACCUAUUAUGGAGUGGGCAAAAAGACUGAAAAUUGCGAUAGGGUCAGCAAAAGGACUGGCAUAUCUCCAUGAGGAUUGUGAUCCUACAAUCAUUCAUCGUGAUAUCAAGGCAUCUAAUAUUCUUAUUGAUUCCAACUUCCAGGCAAAGGUUUCUGAUUUUGGACUUGCCAAGUUCUUUUCUGGUACCAAUCAUCAAAUUACUCACAUCUCCACAAGAGUGGUGGGAACUUUUGGUUACCUGGAUCCAGAGUAUGCAACAAGCGGAAAAGCCUCAGAUAAAUCCGAUGUUUUCUCCUAUGGUGUCAUGCUUCUGGAGCUUAUUACUGGGCAUCGACCUAUCAACACAACAGAAUCCUCAACAGCCGAGAGCUUGGUCAACUGGGCUAAGCCUUUGCUUGCACAAGCUUUGGAAGAUGGAAAUUUUGAUACUCUUGUUGAUCCACGGCUGCAAAGAAAUUAUGAUAAUAAGGAGAUGGCCAGCAUGAUCACCUGUGCUGCCGCUGCUGUGCGCCAAACAGCAUGGCGUCGACCAAGAAUGAGCCAGAUAGUCCGUGCUCUGGAAUGUGACUUUUCUCCAACUGAUCUAGAAUUCGGACUUAGACCUGGACACAGCACAUCUUUCAAUUCUUUCGAAAACCCAAAUUACGACGACCAACAAUUUGGGGAUUUCAAGAAGAAAAUCAAUAUGAUAUUGAUGGAAAGCACCAGCAAUUACAGUCUUGAAAUGUUGGGCUCAAGCAGUGAGGCCAUAGAAUCAGUUGACAGACAAGGGAUAUAUGCUGAAGCAGUGAGGACUGAAAAACUGUUGAAAAAAUAGGGGAAACAUAGGGGCAUAAAACCAAUUGAAACAGUUGAAAGACAAGAAAAAAACAUUGGAUUUCUUAGAAUAACUCUAUACUUCCUUUCGAGGGGGAUUUUCUAUUAAUUUUUGAAAACAUUUAUACAUUUAUUGGUUCUUUACAAAUAAAUUAAUUAAUGAAAAGGGUUUUACCUCUUUGGUUCUGUUUUCUCUGAAUUUGAUCAUUUUGACGUGGGUGAUCCUGGACUGCAAUUGUUGCUGGAUUGUUUGCAUUAAGCGAUUUAAACACCGAGCUCAAAUGCCUGAAUUUUCAAGCUUGUCUUCUGCAAGAGUAAGGUCAGAAAUUGAGAAUAUCUGAUAGCAUAUGUAACACAUUUGGGGUUUGUAUGCCAUUUUUGUACAUGGAAGGUAAGAGUACGGCCAUUCGGACCACCGGGAUCGUCUUCACUGUCACUAAUUCUGGUGUGCAUCCAGGGACAACAUUGUGUCACGGCAGUAAUAAAGAGUGAAGAUUGACUGUGCGCCAGCAGAAAAAAGUAUGAAUUAAUGUCAAACACGGCUACUUCUUAAAGAGUUGAACUGCAUGGGUUUGUGUUAUGGUGUUCUGGUAUUGCUGAAUAUCAAUUUUAAGGUUUUACAUAUUGUAGUGGCAAACAUGCACAGGCAUCCUAAUGUUAACGUGAUUUAUGAGGUCCAGGAUUUGGCUAUAGUGUUAGGAACUUAGGCCUCCACUGGCAAACAUAAUUUUUUAAUUUUUUUUAUUUUUUUUCGUAAAUUUUCAAACAUAAAUUUUAUUUUAGGAAAGUCGACAGAAAUAGUAACAGUGAUAAGCAUAAAGUGAAU
Messenger RNA from Cornus florida, 2711 nucleotides. Its product is annotated as proline-rich receptor-like protein kinase PERK1. NCBI's taxonomy places the organism in Eukaryota, Viridiplantae, Streptophyta, Magnoliopsida, Cornales, Cornaceae. Gene Ontology annotation, molecular function: protein kinase activity; ATP binding. The record is from RefSeq and is a predicted model, not a curated record. The coding region runs from base 183 to 1886 and encodes 567 amino acids. The transcript is spliced from 8 exons. Gene Ontology annotation, biological process: protein phosphorylation.